AUGGCCAGUAUACUUUCUCGUUCCUUGCCAUCACUUCACCCUGGACAUCUUUCUCCUUUCACAUCUUCGCUGCAAGCUCGUCCAUCCAUCAGCCAUCUGGACAGGAUGGAGAAAGCUCGACCACAGUUAUCCAAAAGCGACUUUGUCAAUCCGAAUGUAUUGAAUACUGCGAACCCGCAUCCAGUCUGGGGCUAUGCACAUGGACCUAUUCCAGAUAAUAACCCUUAUUGGAAAUUAAAAAUGAGCCGACGUGGACGCGUGUCGAGGCGUGAACAGGGGCUUGCUCUUGCCAGUCGUAGGCCACAAGCACCCGUGGUCACCCUGAAUGGUCAUAUCACCUUGGCUAAUCAAAAUAGUUGUGAUAUCUCGGUUCAUACCGGUCAAAUGUGCGGGAUCGGUUUCCCUCGCAAAAGCCGUCUCACCACCCAUAUUCUUUCCUUCCAUGCUGGUGCCGGUGCGUACACACAUACAUAUUCAGUUGUUUUGAACUCUUAUAUAUCCUUGGCCGUCCAGGAAAAGAUUGCUGGAGAUAACGCGAUGAAACGCUGGGCGUUGAUGGGAGGCUGGCGUGAUGCCCUUUAUCUUAACGAACCUGGCCCGCAGAACGUUUCCACCUCUCUCCUCGGCUUCUAUUGUGAUGUGUUGGAGGAAAUUGGGUGGGGCGGUGAAUUAUGCAUAUACUGGCGCACCGAUGCUCAGUUUGCUGCAGAGUAUGGAACCCAAUUUCACCAACCCAGACAUCGAGAGUGGCUUGAAUCCAGAGACGUAGUGAUACCGAUUUCAGCCCUGAUUUUACAUCUGGAUCUGGAUCUGUACCUGAUUGUGUCCAAGUCUGCGUCCGAAGUUGACUCUAAGCCCGAGAACCUAGCGGAGUGGCCAUUUGACGCUAUCACUGAUAUAUUUACUGGGCUGUAUCUACCGUUAAGCGAGUUAGACGCGGUAUAUGGCCCUAUGCCCGAAGAAAUGGAUUGA
This is a messenger RNA of Penicillium hordei, 972 nucleotides long. RefSeq lists its product as uncharacterized. The coding region runs from base 1 to 972 and encodes 323 amino acids. The transcript has 6 exons. The record is from RefSeq and is a predicted model, not a curated record. Lineage: Eukaryota; Fungi; Ascomycota; Eurotiomycetes; Eurotiales; Aspergillaceae.